This is a messenger RNA of Rhododendron vialii, 1883 nucleotides long. RefSeq lists its product as uncharacterized. The record is from RefSeq and is a predicted model, not a curated record. NCBI's taxonomy places the organism in Eukaryota, Viridiplantae, Streptophyta, Magnoliopsida, Ericales, Ericaceae. Bases 160 to 1392 code for a protein of 410 amino acids. The transcript is spliced from 2 exons.
UUUUCUUUUUCAACACUGUUUCAGUCAGAUCCGAAGGUAUUCAGUUGAUUUUUUUUGAGGUUCUAGGGUUUUUGGAACCUUUAUUUAUUAUUUUUGGAGUUUUAAAGUUGCUGGGAACAUUGUUUAUUGUUUAUUUGGCAUUAUUGUUCUGCUUUCAAGAUGUCAGAAGAGAAAAAACAGGCUUCCGCUAGUGGCAAGGAUGAGUUGAGUCGUGUAGGGACUCUGGAUAACUCUCCACUAGAUAUUUGUCCCAUCAAACUGGAUGGCACAAAUUAUUUACUUUGGUCUCGUACUUUUACAUUAGCCAUUGAAGCUAAAGGGAUGUCUGAGUUCAUUGAAGGCCCUGUUACUGAGCCUACUACUGAUGUUGAACUCAAGACGUUUAAGUCUCGUCGAUCUUUAGCCAUGACUUGGUUGUUUAAUUCUAUGAAGGCUGAUAUUCGUAGUCCUUUCUUGCUUUUUAACACUCCAUAUCAGAUUUGGACUAUUGCCACACAGACUUAUUCUCAGCAGGGCAAUGAUGCUCAGUGUUUUGAGUUGCGAAAGCGACUUCGUACUAUGGAUCAACACAAUCGAUCUGUUGCUGUUUACUUUGCUGAUCUUAGUGGGGCCUGGCAAGAAUUUGAUUAUUAUCAGGGGUUUCAAGCAGUCUGUUCCGUUGAUGCUGGUGCUUGGUUAAAAAGAAUAGAGAAAGAGCGUGUGUAUGACUUUCUUGCUGGUCUUGAUGUGGAGUAUGAUCCAAUUAGAGUGCAGGUGUUGGGUCGUGUUCCGUUUCCAUCUUUGGGCGAGGCCUAUGCCAUUGUUCAACAGGAGGAGAGCAGAAGGGGUGCUAUGUUACAAGCUCCUACUUCUGAUCGUUCUGCAUUGGUUGCUAUUCCGCAGGGACAGUUUGGGUCUGGCAGUGGAAAGUCUCAGUCUGGUACUACUAGUGGGAUCAUAGACCGUAUGUCACUCCAGUGUGAUUAUUGCCACAACACUGGACAUACCAAGGAUUUCUGUUGGAAGUUACAUGGUCGUCCUUCUCGUGGGCGAGGCAGUGGACGUGGAGGUCGAGGUCGUGGUCCCGGGCGUUCUCAGGCUCAGGCACAUGUUUCAGAGUUUGCUACCUUGUCUGAUUCUGGGUUCAGUACAGGAGUUCAGUCACCUUCUGAUUCUGUUGGCGGUUUCUCUCAGAGGGAGAUGCAAGCUCUCAGGCGUCUUAUGGCUCAGGCUGAUUCUUCCUCUACUAUAGCUCCUACUUCCACAGCAGCUCCUACUGCAUCUUAUUUUGCUCAUUCAGGUAUUCCAGCUAGUGCAUUUACUGCCUCCUCUGGUAUUCCUUGGAUUAUCGAUUCUGGUGCUUCAGAUCAUAUGACAGGAACUGGAAACGGGGAAGGUGAUUGGCAGUGGUAAAGCACAUGGUGGUAUCUAUUAUCUGGAGCAUGCACCUCAUCCAUCUCAGCCAUCUUUAUCAUGUGGACAAGCUCUACGGGCAGAUAUGAGUUCCACUCUUUCUUUGUUACAUCGGUGGCACCGUAGAUUGGGUCAUCCCUCUUUUGGGAUAUUAGAGAAACUUUUUCCUACUUUAGUUAAACAUUGUCCUAGGUAUCAGUUUUUUUGUGAAGCUUGUGAGUUUGGAAAACAUAAACGCUCUUUUUAUGCACCUAUUAAUAAACGAAGUGAUUCUCCAUUUAUGGUUAUCCAUUCUGAUGUUUGGGGUCCUUCUCCUGUUACUUCUUUAAAGGGCUAUCGAUGGUUUGUUACUUUUAUUGAUUGUUAUUCUCGUGCCACAUGGGUGUACUUACUCCAGUCAAAAAAUGAAGUAUUUUCCUGCUUCAAAUCUUUUCAUAAGAUGGUGUGCACUCAAUUUGAUACACAUAUUAAAAUUCUUCGGAGUGAUAAUG